AUGGACUCUUCCUCAGAACAACAGUGCGACGUUACGGAGGCCAUGUAUGGAACACGGCCUUAUCUUCAGUCACGUCCUGCCGUCGAAGUCGUUAUUGUCGGGGGAGGACUUGCGGGGCUCUUACACAAGGCCGGAAUUCCCUUCAUCAUCCUCGAGCGAGCCUCAUCCAUCAAGCCACUUGGUAUCAACGGCUUUGACACCGUGGUAUUCUCGCGCCCCGAGUUCUACGAGGUCCUGCUCUCGCGGGUCCCAAGCAACAAGAUCCUCUUUGGCAAAAAGGUCUCAAACAUCAAGGAGGCGAGCAGGAACAACAAGGUCGAGUACCAGGGAGACAUCCCUGUCGGCGCCAAUAGGGCGUACAGUUCGGUCCGUCAGUGUCUGUAUAGGCAGCUCGAGAUCGAAGGCUGGAUCACAUUCACCGUGCCAAACAACCGCGUCUGUUGGGAUAUCCAACUCCAGCUCGACUCUGCCAAAUCCAAGGAGGAGUUUUUCCAGACCUCGGAAUGGGAUGAUGACAACAACAGCGAUGAGAUGAUCAAAGAGAUGGAUGAUUUACGUACACCUCUAGGCGCCACUAUGGGGGAGUUGAUCCGUGCCACACCCCAGGAUGGUCUCUCGUAUCUUUCUUGA
Messenger RNA from Linnemannia hyalina, 630 nucleotides. The record is from the annotation of a GenBank genome assembly. Lineage: Eukaryota; Fungi; Mortierellomycota; Mortierellomycetes; Mortierellales; Mortierellaceae.